Rhizophagus irregularis DAOM 181602=DAOM 197198 is the source of this 1119-nucleotide messenger RNA. RefSeq lists its product as uncharacterized. Gene Ontology annotation, cellular component: mitochondrion. Gene Ontology annotation, biological process: mitochondrial L-ornithine transmembrane transport. Lineage: Eukaryota; Fungi; Glomeromycota; Glomeromycetes; Glomerales; Glomeraceae. Gene Ontology annotation, molecular function: L-ornithine transmembrane transporter activity. The record is from RefSeq and is a predicted model, not a curated record.
GAACAUCUGAUUUUACUCAAACAACUAAAAAAUGUCAGAAACAGACCGAACAAACCAAGGAGGGUUUAAGAGAGCCGCUAAAGAUUGUUUUAGCGGAACGGUUGGCGGAAUCGUACAAGUGUUUGUCGGUCAGCCAUUUGAUACAGUUAAAGUGAGACUUCAAACACAAGGCGAACCACCAAAAUAUACUAGCAUGCUGGAUUGUGUAAGGAAAACCCGAAAAGAAGGAUUGACCGCAUUUUAUAAGGGAACAACUACCCCAUUAGUAGGAGUUGGUGCCUGUGUCUCUAUUCAAUUUCUAGUUUUCGAAUUUAUGAAAAGAUUCUUUAAUGAAAAAAAUAAACGCCCGGGGCAGUUGACAUUACCACAACUGUAUCAAAUUGGAGCAGCGGCUGGAAUGGCAGCUUCUUUUGUUUUUUGUCCAGUUGAACAUAUUCGUACACGUCUCCAAAUUCAAACUCAGAUUAAAAAGUAUAAUGGACCAAUUGAUUGUAUCAAGAAAAUUUAUUCCUGCCACGGUAUUAAAGGAAUUUAUAAGGGACAGUUAAUAACAAUGGCACGUGAAUUUCAUGGAGGUGCUUGUUAUUUUCUAAUAUACGAAUUUCUUAUGCAACGCGCUAUGCUAAAAGAAAAGAAAUUAAGGAAUGAAUUACCCGGUUGGAAAAAAUGCUUAUAUGGAGCUGCAUCAGGAUAUGGAAUGUGGAGUUCUAUUUAUCCGAUAGAUGUUAUUAAGAGUAAAAUUCAAACUGAUUGCUUUUCAAAAGAAAAGCGAAAGUAUUCAAGUUCACUUGACUGUGCAAAACAGAUUUUAGCCAGGGAAGGAAUUAAAGGUUUUUUUAAGGGAUUUGGAACAUGUAUGCUACGUGCUGGCCCUGUUAAUGCUUCAAGUUUUGUUGCCUUUGAAUUCGCUAUGGAAUUAUUUGAAAAGAUUUAAAGAAAAAAAGAAAGAACAAAAUAGAAUUCAAUAUUUUUUUUAUUACAACAUUUAUUUAAUUUUACUGACAAUUUAAAUAAUUAAAUAAAAAUAUUAGAAUCAAUUUGACUGAUAUAUAUUAUAUAUAAAAUAUGCUCCCCCAGCGGACUCAUUAAUUCAAUUAGAAUUAAAAUAAUCUAUUAUAC